Molecule: messenger RNA, 3543 nt
Organism: Dioscorea cayenensis subsp. rotundata (Guinea yam)
Lineage: Eukaryota; Viridiplantae; Streptophyta; Magnoliopsida; Dioscoreales; Dioscoreaceae
Exons: 3
Coding region: 325-2907 (860 amino acids)
Source: RefSeq, a predicted model, not a curated record
UGAAAAAUUUCUCAAAAAUUUCUAAUUUUUUCUAUACUAUGCAAACAAAGGAAAAAAUUUGAGAAAAUUCUUGGAAAAAGGGGAAAAAAAUUGUAUAGGGAUCGGAGCUACGCCUCGGCUUCCGAUCGUGGUCCUUGAAACCCUAGGAGCGAAGGAGAUUGAUUUCUCCGGUGGGAACCCUAGAAGCGAGAUGAUCAGAUCCUUGCGGCCGUGAAUGGCAACCCUAGUGAGUGGUGGUGUGAUCAGGUGGUGGCAUUGCGCGGUGCUCCUGGAGUUCUCUGGUGGUUGAAGAGGGCUGAAGGAUCGGUGGGCUAGGGUUUUGAGAUGGGGGGGUCAGAGGUGUCUGAGGGGGGGAUCGGACUGGAUUGUAGUGUGGGGACGAUUGUGUGGGUUCGGAGGAGGAAUGGUUCGUGGUGGCCUGGGAGGAUUCUAGGGUCUGAAGAGUUGUCCGCGUCGCACCUCAUGUCGCCGAGAUCCGGGACUCCGGUUAAGCUUCUUGGACGGGAGGAUGCCAGCGUCGACUGGUACAAUCUAGAGAAAUCCAAACGUGUGAAGGCUUUUCGUUGUGGGGAAUUUGAUGCUUGUAUUGAAAGGGCUGAAGCUUCCCAGGGCAUUCCUAUAAAGAAGCGAGAGAAAUAUGCACGUCGAGAAGAUGCUAUUCUUCAUGCAUUAGAGCUUGAGAAACAACAGCUUGAUAUGAAGCAAAAAGAAUCAGGACCAAUCCCCAAUGGUGCAAACAAUAAAACAUCAGGAUCUUGGAAACGAGAUCUUCAUCAUUUUCCUUCAGAACGUCACAUGAAGAAUGAUGAUCUGAAAAGUCAUGGUAAAUCUGCAAAUCACAAAUCCCAGAUACCUUCCAGAAAAGUAGCUUUGCCACAACGUGAAGAUAAUAUGGGUAAUUCUUUGUAUGCUGACAAGGGGAAAAAUGGUAAGCAAUUCAGUGAAGAUGCCCCUGAAGCCAUGCCCCGGAUGCGAGGACUACAAGAUUUUGGGCUUAUGACUGCCCCAUCAAAGAGGAGGUUCUCUCAAGUUGUCGGAUGGGAAACUUCUAGAAAGCCUGUUGAUAACCAUUUACAACUUAUUUCUAAUUCUCAGAAUGCAAUGGAAAUUGCAGGACAUGUUGGUGGCAGCAAAAAUAUCACGCCCAUAAAAAGGAAAAGGUCACAAGCUGGCCCGAUUGAAGAGUCUCUUGUUAAAAGGCGUGAUAGACGACGACCACUUGUUCAAGUAUUGCAGAGUAGUGUGAAGCUACUAGAUUCAUCGUCUUUUCGCCCUGAUGAAAAUGCUGAGGUAACUAAGCAAGUAGAAGCAGACCCUGUGGGUGCUAUAUGCCGAGCGAAAAGGAGCAAAUGCGUCUACCUACCUGCUGACUCGGGUGAUUCUUUGGAUCAUUUGGGAUAUCCUCUUGGGCAAAUGCCAGUUGUAGAAUCGCAGUUUAGAAUGGAUUCUUUGGGAGAGGAGUAUACAUCUACUGGAUUGAUCGAGUCUAGUGGUUCUGAUACAUCUGAGACAGAUUAUUUAGAACUGAACGCAGGGGAGGAUUUGAACCCACUGUCAGAUGAUUUGCCUGGAUCUAAUUCUAUUAGGCAAAUAAGUUACGUAUCUGGCAAUGAAAUCUCUGAAAGUAUUGGUAAUUUGAAUGAUAAUGAGGUGUGCCUUGCUGAUUACUCGCCACAGUUGCAUCCAACUGAGCAGAUUGCUGAUGCUUCAAAAGAGGUGGGGGUUUCAAAAUGGCAUAUGAAAGGGAAACGCAACAUUAGACAUGUGGGGAAGAAACCUACAGACGCUGUUGAUGGAAAAGUUACUGUUUCAAGUAAUGGUCUGGUCAGGCAAACAAUAAAUGAUAACAAGGGAAACCGAUCUAAAAUGCGAAGACCUGAAUCCUCCAACCAAAAGCAAUUAGGAAGAGAUUCUCAACCAAAAAAAGAGGACUUCAGCUUUGCUUAUGAUGAGGUUGAUCUGUUGGGCAAUGGCUCAGGCCAUACUGAUGCUAUUGGGUUUGGGAAUCGAAGAAGCCCAUUGGCUUUAAAAGCUAUCAAAGAUCGAGGGAGGACCCACAUUGGUUUUGUUGAUUCUGAUAAUGAUUCUCAUGUCAUAUCCCCAUCAGGUUGGGAUCCUGAAGGCUUGUAUGGUCUGCCUCAGAGCUCUUAUUGGGAUGAAUCAGAUGAGCAUGUUGAUCCUGUUUACACUGAUCAUGUGGAUGAACUACUACAGCCCAUGUUGGUAGAAGUGGAUCUGAAGGUUCAGCCAGCGAGCUAUCAGGGGGAACAUGUUCCUCUGGUUUCAUUGAUGAGCCGAUUGAAUGGAAAGGCAAUUGUAGGGCAUCCUAUCCAAAUUGAAAUUCUAGAGGAUGGUUUCACCAGUUCACUUCUUUUGAGGACGGACGGUGGUCUUGAUGAUGGUACUACAUCCCAACCUGUCUGGAGAACUGCCAGAAGAACUGCAAUGCAGAGAGUUCCCCGGACCAACCCAGUCACAGCAUUGGAAGGGGAUAGUACUGAACUACGUCAAAUCCCAGUUCGUGAGGGCAAAACACCUUCUAAAAAGGCAUACUCUACUCAUCAGGCCAAGUUGGCAAAGAAAAGCAUAUCUCGUAGUCGCCGUUCUUCAGGAAAGUUAGAGCGGAAGCUUUUCAAGAAAGUCAGUUUGUCUAGCCAGAAAACAAGGAUGCUAUCAUCUAUUGCAACUGAGCACAAGCAUGGUGGUGAAAUCAGUGGUAAAAAGCGUCACAGAAGCAAUGACUUAUUGGGUGGAUUGCUUAAACCUGAAGGAGCUGUGCCCCUGGUAACAUGUGUCCCUGUGAAGGUUGUCUUCAGCAGGAUAAUGGAAGCAGUGGGCAGGCCAUCUUUCACAGCCCACCGUGCUCGGAUGACUAGCACCUCCGUAAGAAAUCCAUCAGGGCCAUAAUGUAAGCUUUCGCUCUGCCUUUACUACUUGGCUCUCGCUCAACUUGCUUUUUUGGCUUGAGCCUGGAUAAAUGACCGUUGCGUCCAUAGCUUUUAUCAGCUGAUUAUCCGAUGAUGAGCCAUUUGCACAGACAAGCUCAGAUAGGUUGAUGUAAACUUAUAUUACGACAAAAUUGUAUUGUAAUUUAUGGAAAUAGCUUGAUGCAGAUUAAGGUAAAGUUCGUAGUGGGAGUGUGGCAGGCACCGCAGAUGUAUCCGAGUGCGAGGCCUGUGCUGAAGCAGGUGCGCGAGUUUAGGGAAAAAGACUCAGCUUCCUCCCAAGAUUUACUUUCAACUGAAACUUUGGGUUUGUGGCUGACUCCUGUAAAGUACUAACUGCAGCUCUUUAGUAUGUUAGUUUGGCUCAGCCAUUCAAUAAUUAUACCCGAGAACUGUUCUGAUGCUCCUGUAAAAGAGCAAGAUAUGGAAAACCCUUUGAAUAUACCAGCGGUUGUAGUUACCAAUACCAUCCAUCAUCAUCAUCAUCAUCAUCAUCAUGGCUAUUUUAUGCUAUGCUUCUGUUUUAAGUUUUACUACUUAUCAGCAGUAUAGCUUUUUAACUAUGACAAAGUAAUAAAGCACUCUGUUGAUGCUUUUA